Messenger RNA from Sapajus apella (tufted capuchin), 306 nucleotides. RefSeq names its product transport and Golgi organization protein 1 homolog. Gene Ontology annotation, cellular component: endoplasmic reticulum exit site; endoplasmic reticulum membrane. The transcript has 3 exons. The annotation marks the transcript as partial. NCBI's taxonomy places the organism in Eukaryota, Metazoa, Chordata, Mammalia, Primates, Cebidae. The record is from RefSeq and is a predicted model, not a curated record. Gene Ontology annotation, biological process: protein secretion; endoplasmic reticulum to Golgi vesicle-mediated transport; vesicle cargo loading.
CUUAAGAAGAAAAAAGAGCAGUUGCAGCAGGAAAUUGAAGACUGGAGUAAAUUACAUGCCGAGCUCAGUGAGCAAAUCAAAUCAUUUGAGAAGUCUCAGAAAGAUUUGGAAGUAGCUCUCACUCACAAGGAUGACAAUAUUAAUGCUUUGACAAAUCGCAUUACACAGUUGAAUCAAUUAGAGUGUGAAUCUGAAUCUGAGGAUCAAAAUAAAGGAGGAAAUGAUUCAGAUGAAUUAGCAAAUGGAGAAGUGGCAGGUAAGAUCAGUCUCAAGGAGGAUGGACCCCUUUUCCCUUCCUAUCUUCAG